AUGGAUACAACGCCGAUCUUUCAGUCCAGCUUUUCCAUUCGAUCUUUGCUGGCGGAUCAGAAAAAGGAGGCGUCACCCAACCACAACUACUGCGAAAAUAGUUCUGAAGAUGAGGGAAAGAUACAGAAUGCAUCUUGCACCGAAAGCAAAAGCGAUGCAAAGCCAGCUUUUACCUACAGCGCUCUGAUUGUGAUGGCGAUUUGGAGCAGUUCUGAGAAGAGGCUAACUUUGAGCGGCAUCUGCAAGUGGAUCGCAGAUAAUUUCCCCUACUAUCGGAGUCGCAAGAGCGUGUGGCAGAACUCCAUUCGCCACAACCUCAGUCUGAAUCCGUUCUUCGUUCGGGUUCCCCGAGGCUUGGAUGAUCCUGGCAGAGGUCACUACUGGGCACUCGAUCCUUAUGCCGAGGAUUUGUCCAUUGGCGAGACAACUGGACGUCUUCGCCGCACUAAUCGCAAUCAGAAUCCGAAUCACAACCAGUUGGCGAGAGGAAAGGCAGCAGGACAUCCUUAUCAAAGGAUACCGCACUAUAUUCCCACACAAAGUAUGAAGUCGUACGGAGCCUACUUUCCCGUAGUUGAUCAUCACCAUCAGGCCGUAAUGAUGCAGCACUUCCACGCCUUGUUGCACAGAAACCAGUUGAUGCAACACACCCAUCAGCACCUCAGCACUCAAUUCCAGCAGCAGCAGCAGCAGCAACAUCAGCAACAGCAACAGAAGCAUCUUUAUCUCCAUCAGAUUCAUUACUCACACCAGAAGUGA
Drosophila ficusphila is the source of this 759-nucleotide messenger RNA. It is a transcript of the gene fd19B, whose product is annotated as fork head domain transcription factor slp1. Gene Ontology annotation, cellular component: nucleus. Bases 1 to 759 code for a protein of 252 amino acids. Gene Ontology annotation, biological process: regulation of transcription by RNA polymerase II. The record is from RefSeq and is a predicted model, not a curated record. NCBI's taxonomy places the organism in Eukaryota, Metazoa, Arthropoda, Insecta, Diptera, Drosophilidae. The transcript has a single exon. Gene Ontology annotation, molecular function: DNA-binding transcription factor activity; sequence-specific double-stranded DNA binding.